GUGCAAGACCACUGUUGCUGCUUGUCGACUGACUAUACCAAUUCUUGAACAGAUGUAAAAUUGUAAACACGAGCGAGGCGGUUUGAGACCUAGCAAUCGAAAUAUCAUUUUUGGAGGAAGCCCUUCGUCCUUGCCAUUACCACUCACCUGCCAUUUGAAACGUUGCAGGAGGAAACGAAAAAUGGCAGCAAAAUUCCACCAAACGUCGUGGGAUCCAUCUACGUUGAACAACGUCUCAAUCUCGCAGCAAUGCAUGAUCAGGGUGAAGAGGGACAUAAUGGCCAUCUACAAGGACCCCCCGCCUGGCAUCUUCGUGGUGCCUGACGAGAAAGAUAUGACGAUGGUGCAUGCUGUCAUCACGGGCACAGACAACACGCCGUAUGAGGGUGGCCUCUUCUACUUCGUCAUCCGCUUUCCGCCCAACUACCCGAUCGAGGCGCCCAAGGUCAAGUUCAUGACCACCGCUGCUGGCACGGUGCGCUUCAACCCCAACCUCUACUCCAAUGGCAAGGUGUGUCUCAGCAUUCUGGGCACAUGGGAGGGGCCUGCCUGGAGCCCGGCACAAAGCCUCGAGAGCGUUCUGAUCUCAAUCCAGAGCCUCCUCAGUGAGAACCCCUACUUCAACGAACCAGGGUUUGAUAAGGAGAGGAACAAGGGGGACAAUGCCAAAUACAACGAUAUCAUCCGACAUGAGACGCUCAGGGUGGCCGUCAUUGGCAUGGUGGAAAACGAGUGCUUUCUUGCGAUCCCCAAGCAACUGCAGGAUGUGAUCGAGCAGACGUUCCUAAACUACUAUGAUAGCUAUGUCACUACUGCGGAGAAAAAUAGCCACAUGAACAAUGCCGUCAUGCAGGAUCCUUUUGGAGAGAGAAGAGGCAAGUUCGUGUACAAAGUGCUUGCCCAGAGACUGCCGCCGAUCAGAGAAAAGCUCAAGGCCAAGUGGGGCGACCAGGCGAACCCCACGCAGCCCGUGCCCCCCAGCCCCAACGGGGACUGCAUUCCUGAGCCCCUUGAGCUCUCAGACUUAGAGGACAUGUAGCUGAGGGCCGGCCGCGCCCGCACUCUGCACCAUCUAAGUCAAGACUUCUCGUUAAUCCUGACCAUAAAUAUGAACAUUACCUUUUUAAAUUCCCGGGCAAAAUGACAGACACACUUGAGAAUGAAUGAGUAAUUUUAAGAAACAAUCUGCAAACACUCUUCUUGAAUUGCCACAGAUGCCAUUGAUUGAGGGAUGACAUUAUUUCCUGAGAAUGAAUGGCACAACUAGUUCCUUCCUCCUCCUGGAACGAAUCAUAUGCAUUUCUUGGGCGUUAUUUUAAACAAUAUCAGAACAUAUGGAUUUUACUGUUAUAAUCAGACUUCUCAAUGCUUGUGAAAAACUCCAACGCCCUGUGAAUGCUAAGAGAUUGCAAGGUUAUGAGAGUGCUGUUUAAUUUUCAUGUUUACCUAGAAUCACAGGCAAACAAAGCAAUGGUUUUUUACAUAGUUACAACGUUAUUCAACAAAAUUAGUUAGAAUAACAGAACUCGUCUGAAUUCCUUUCAUGUUCCAAAUCUAAUAUAUAUAUGAUUUAUUUUGAUAACAAAUAAACGGGAAAAUCUCA
Messenger RNA from Cloeon dipterum, 1603 nucleotides. Its product is annotated as ubiquitin-conjugating enzyme E2 Z-like. The transcript has 5 exons. The coding region runs from base 182 to 1039 and encodes 285 amino acids. Lineage: Eukaryota; Metazoa; Arthropoda; Insecta; Ephemeroptera; Baetidae. The record is from RefSeq and is a predicted model, not a curated record.